Drosophila ananassae is the source of this 1108-nucleotide messenger RNA. RefSeq names its product protein ABHD11. Gene Ontology annotation, cellular component: mitochondrion. Bases 113 to 1033 code for a protein of 306 amino acids. Lineage: Eukaryota; Metazoa; Arthropoda; Insecta; Diptera; Drosophilidae. The record is from RefSeq and is a predicted model, not a curated record. The transcript has a single exon.
CCCCAUUCUGAUUAAAAAACUUAUGAUUUGAUUGAUAAAAUAAAAAAUUAAACUUUAAGAAAUUAUGUAAUAUUUAAAAUAUUUUCAACAAUAAGUACACACUGGCCACCAAAUGCCGCUGCAGGGAAAUUUUUUAAGUUCUCUCCUGGCAAGGACUGCGGCAAGGAAACUGCAUCCGACCUUAGGUUUCCUGGUCCAGCGAUCCUACUCCUCAGAACCAGUAGAUCUGAGUUUCGAUGUAUAUCCAGGAGAAAGCCCCACCAAGCCACCACUGGUGAUCCUGCACGGGCUUUUCGGUUCGAAACAGAACUGGCGCGGAGUAAGCAAGGCUCUGGAGAGGACGAAUCCUAGAAAGAUCUAUGCCAUAGAUGCUCGCAACCACGGCGACAGCCCUCAUACACAAGUCCAUGACUCAACGUCCAUGAGCGCAGAUGUGCGACACUUUCUGGAGAUGCGGGAACAGCCCAUUGCUGCUUGUCUGGGCCAUAGCAUGGGCGGCCGUACCAUGAUGCACUUCGCCCGCGAGAACCCCAAGAUGGUGGAACGAUUGAUUGUGGCGGACAUAUCGCCGAUUGCUCUGCCCCGAUCCACCAAAGAAAUGAAACUCAUCUUUGAUGCGAUGCUGAACCUGGCCAUUCCGAGCACUCUGUCCAUGUCCGAGGGAAGAAAAUUGGCGAGGAAUCAUCUGAUGGAGGAACUUGAUACUGGCACCGUCGACUUUAUCAUGCUGAAUCUGCGUAAAAAUUCGGAAACGGGCGAGUUCUCUUGGGCCUGUAACGCCGAGGUGCUCAGUCAGUUCACCGGACGCAUCGAUGAGUAUCUGUCAAAAGGGGACCAACUGCCACCGUACACCGGACCCACCACUUUCAUUUGCGGAUCGAGAUCACCUUACAUGAAGGAAGAACACUGGCCGCAGAUUCUCGAAAUAUUUCCCAAUGCCGAGAUUCAUUGGCUGGAUGCAGGACACCUGGUUCAUUUUGAGCGCCCGCACGAGUUCCUUCAGUUAGUCACCGAGUUUCUCAAUAGAACGUAAAGAAAUAAAAAAUUCUUUGUGUUUCAAAACAACAUUUAUGAAUAAAUAGUAAAAUAUAUUUUGUAAUAGCAAAAA